UAAAACUAUUGUGUUUUUAAUAAGAAGAUAGAUAUAAAAAAAUAUAUAGAUAACUUACGAAAAUGAAAAUGGCAAUAAUACUAAAUAUUCAAGUGUACUUAUGUAUGUUUUUCGCUGUUUUAUAUAUUGAAGGAUUACAUAAUAAAAAAGAAAAAGCGGCUAUCAUAAAUGAUUUUCUACGUCAACCAGGAUGGAAAAAUUUAAAUGAUGUCGAAUUUAUUAGUUAUUGGAAAAAAAAAUAUGAACUGAAAGAUUUAUUUAUUGAACCUGUAAAAAUGUAUAAUUGCGAUAAUUGCAUACGGAAAGCAACGAUAUUCCUUGGAUGUUCUUACUAUCAUGAUUUAAAAUUAAUAUUCUUAUCAUUAAUUAAAUUACAAGAACAAUGUUCUGGUCUAUUAAAUUCUGGCGACGAUAGUGUGCACAAUUGUAUAGUAACACUGUUAACAAAAAUGAUUGAAAUGGUUUCCAUGGCAAAAUAUAUGAAAGGAGCUUUAUAUGCAAUAGAAAAAUACCAUAACAUUCCCUGGAACACCCUAAAAAGAAACCGUUUUAUUUUAAGCAGCUUACUAACAAAUAUACAAGAAGAUGGAACUUUAUUGACUACGUUAAGAAACAGUUCGAAUUCAAUUAAAGAUGUAUUAGAAACAAUCGCGAAAAUAUUAUUCGCAAGACGUCUUGAACUUGAUGAAGAAAAGUUAUUUUGUCAACUAAAAUAUUUAGAUUUUAAUUCAUUGUGCAAUAUAUGGAAUAUGGAAUUUAAUAACUUAAAAUAUCAAGGAAAAUACCAUGAAUUUUUCAUUUUUCUUAGUGAUAAAAUUAGAAAUUUAAUCCUAACGACAAUCAUGAAAAAGUAUAUUGAACUUGGAUUUAAAUAUGACUGGAACACAAGUCAGACUUUUUUACCUGCUCUACCACCUACCAAUGUCAAGCAAGAUAUCGCACAAAAGUUUACAAUAAAUUUUGUACAAAAUACCAAUGAAGUAAAUGUACAAGAAGAAAAUCAGCAAAAUGAUCUUACAAAAUAUCCUUCGAUACUACAUACCAAUGUUGUAGAGAAUAAAGAAGGCAAUCAACAAGAAAGAAAUCAUAGUAAAAAAGAAAAUGCAAUCAUCAUUAAUAAUUUUCUACGUCAACCAGGAUGGAGUAAUAUAAAUGAUGUCAAAUUAAUUAAGUAUUGUGGCAAACAAUAUGAACUGAAAGAUUUAUUUAUUGAACCUGUAAAAAUGUAUAAUUGCGAUAAUUGCAUACGGAAAGCAACGAUAUUCCUUGGAUGUUCUUACUAUCAUGAUUUAAGAUUAAUAUUUUUAUCAUUAAUUAAAUUACAAGAACAAUGUUCUGGUCUAUUAAUUUCUGGCGACGAUAGUGUGCACAAUUGUAUAGUAAUACUUUUAACAAAAAUGAUUAAAAUGGUUCCCAUGGCAAAAUAUAUGAAAGGAGCGUUAUAUGCAAUAGAUAAAUAUCAUAAUAAUCCCUUGAACACCCUCAAAAGAACCCGUUUUAUUUUAAGUGGUAUACUAACAAAUAUACAGCAAAAUGAAACUUUAUUGACUACGUUAAGAAUCAGUUCGAAUUCAAUUAGAGAUGUAUUAGAUACUAUUGCGAAAAUAUCAUACGCAUGGCUUCUUAAACUUGAUGAAGAUAAGUUAUAUUGUCAACUAAAAUAUUUAGAUUUUAAUUCAUUAUGCAAUACAUGGAAUAUGGAAUUUAAUAACUUAAAAUAUCAAGGAAAAUACCAUGAAUUUUUCAUUUUUCUUAGUGAUAAAAUUAGAAAUUUAAUCCUAACGACAAUCAUGAAAAAGUAUAUUGAACUUGGAUUUAAAUAUGACUGGAACACAAAUCAGACUUUUUUACCUGCUCUACCACCUACCAAUGUCAAGCAAGAUAUCGCACAAAAUUCUGAUAUAAAUUUGAUACGAAAUACCAAUGAAGUAAAUGCGCAAGAAGAGAAUCAACAACAUUAUUACACAAGUCAGACUAUUUUACCUAGUCUACGUCUUACCGAUUUCAAGCAAAGUAUCGCACAAAAUUGUACAAUAAAUUUUAUACAAAACAUCAAUGAAGUAAAUGCGCAAGAAGAAAUUCAGCAACAUGAUCUUACAAAAUAUCCUUCUUUACUACAUACGAAUGUUGUAGAGAAAAAAGAAGGCAUUCAACAAGAAAAUGUCAAUUGUGACUUUAGAGAUGAUUCAGUCUUACUAAUUGAAUAUCCUGAGGAUAUUACAAAAUAUCCUUCGAUUCUACAUACCAAUAAUGUAGAGAAACAGGAAGACAUUAGACAAAAAAAUGUCAAUUGUGAAUUGAAAGAUGAUUCAGUCGAACUAAUUGAAUAUCCUAAGGGUAUGGAACCAUUUAAUAAGUAUCUUUAAAUUAAUUUUCUUGUGCUAAAUUUUUCUCAUAGUUCCAUUAACACAUACAAUAAUUGUGUUAAUUUAAUUUAAAUGCAUGUUUUAAAUAUUUAAUAAAAAAACAGAAUUCAUAAUUAUUAACAAUAUUAUUAUUAGUAUUCAAAAAAUGUGCGUUACUUAUACUUUUACAUUAAUAAUAACAAAAAUAAAAUACAACACAAAUCCUAGAACAAUAUAAAAAC
This is a messenger RNA of Daktulosphaira vitifoliae (grape phylloxera), 2587 nucleotides long. RefSeq lists its product as uncharacterized. Bases 63 to 2366 code for a protein of 767 amino acids. NCBI's taxonomy places the organism in Eukaryota, Metazoa, Arthropoda, Insecta, Hemiptera, Phylloxeridae. The transcript has 10 exons. The record is from RefSeq and is a predicted model, not a curated record.